This is a messenger RNA of Photinus pyralis (common eastern firefly), 472 nucleotides long. RefSeq names its product general odorant-binding protein 56d-like. The coding region runs from base 50 to 460 and encodes 136 amino acids. Gene Ontology annotation, biological process: sensory perception of smell. The transcript is spliced from 2 exons. The record is from RefSeq and is a predicted model, not a curated record. Gene Ontology annotation, molecular function: odorant binding. NCBI's taxonomy places the organism in Eukaryota, Metazoa, Arthropoda, Insecta, Coleoptera, Lampyridae.
CCGGCGCAUAUAAAUAUGAAGUUACCAGUUUUUAAACAAAGGCCAUAAGAUGUCUAAGGUUGUCGCUAUACUUAUGUUGUAUUUGUGUGCAAGCACAUUUCAACAAUCAUUUGACGAAGCACGCCUUAACAUGAGGAAAGCUGUCGCUACUUAUCGAGCAACUUGCAUUGAGGAUACUAAGGCGGACCCUGCAAUCAUUGAUCAUGUAAUUACGAACCUUGACUUUCCCGAUGAGCCUUAUGUGAAGUGUUACUUCAACUGCGUCAUGGAAAAAACGAAUGCAAUCAAUAACCGGUUAGAGCUGCAGAGAUCUUUUCUACGAGAGCUGCUGGAUAAAGUGCCGGAAGCUACGAUCGAUCGUGUUGUUGAGAAGUGUCACGGUAUUGAAGGUGAUGAUAAGUGUCAAAGAUCAUAUGAGAUUUUACGUUGUGGAUUAAUCUAUUUAAGAGAAAUCUUGUAGCUAAAUGGUAAU